AUGGAUACAACAAAUACAACAACAACAAUAACAACAACAAAUACAACAAACAAACAAUUAUUUAGUUUAAUCAUUGGAUCAAUAACACUAAGAAGAAUGAUAUUCAGUCAAGUCAAAGAGAUUACAACAAUUAUUGUAAAACCAAUGAUGGAUUUGGACCAAAGACCAAGAUCAGUCUUUGUAUUCAAAUGGAAAAAGUUAAAAACAAACAUUGAACUACUCUGCAAGUAUGGAUACUAUGACCUAGUAAAGUGGGCAAUUGAAAUCAAACCUGGUUAUUCAAUGUGGACUGAUCUACAAAAUUGUCUUCGAAAGGUGAUUCACCAAGCUUCGAUGGUUGGCAAUAUCGAUAUGUUGGAGUUUUGCUUGACCCAAGUCAACAAGAUGUCGCAAGCCAGUCGUUUUAUUGAUGAAGCAUCAUUCUUUGGUCAAAACCCAAUUAGUACUCCUCUUUAUUUUGCUGCAGUCAAAGGACAGUUUAAAGCACUCAAGCAUGUACUAGACAAUCAUUCAAGAUUCUACAUUGUCAAUGGUCAAUAUCAAUUUUGUAUUGCUCAAGCUCUUAUUGGUGCAUGCAGUAGUAAACUUGCUGCAGAGCGCAUUCAAAUGGUUUUGUAUCUUUUAGACAUUGGAAAGGAUCAACUCGAUGCAUACAAUUACACUACAUCUGCAAAUGCUGCAGCUUCAAUGGGAAAUGUUGAUGCUCUUAUUCUACUAAAGAAUGCGUCGAGUCAAAUAGAGUUGAAAUCAUUGGUUGGAAAUGCUAUUAGAAAUGGUCAUUUGGAAACUCUAAAGUACAUUCAUUCUGUGGAACCUGUCAGCAAAGAAUAUUUCAGCUCUUCUUUUGGAACUGGUAUUUCAGAUGCUAUAAGAGGUGGACACUAUGAAAUGGUGACCUAUAUCAAUGAUCAUCUAUGCCCAAUCAAAGAUACAGAACAUAAAAGAUGGCACUUGACCGAUCAUUUCCUAGAUUGUGCCAUACACUCUCACUCUCUUGCAAUGGUCGAACUCAUUCACAAACUUGAUCCACAAUCUUGCAGUGGUCGUGCAACCAUGACAAAUGCCGCACUCAACGGUGAUUUGCAUAUUGUUGAAUUUCUUCACAAAAACAGAACCGAGGGUUGUCUUGAUGGAACUGUUUUGGAUGUUGCCCUCGCAGGUCACUACAAUAUUGCAAAGUUUCUUUAUUCUAAUAGAACUGAACCAAUCGGUGAUUUAAAAGGUGAUAUGGGUUUACCUCCAAAUAUUUAUUCAAUGCUAAUUAAAAAUCGUUCAGAUUUAAUAAUUCAAUAG
Molecule: messenger RNA, 1293 nt
Organism: Cavenderia fasciculata
Lineage: Eukaryota; Evosea; Eumycetozoa; Acytosteliales; Cavenderiaceae
Exons: 1
Coding region: 1-1293 (430 amino acids)
Source: RefSeq, a predicted model, not a curated record